Messenger RNA from Dentiscutata heterogama, 705 nucleotides. The record is from the annotation of a GenBank genome assembly. NCBI's taxonomy places the organism in Eukaryota, Fungi, Glomeromycota, Glomeromycetes, Diversisporales, Gigasporaceae.
CCUUUUGUUUCCUUCAUUAGGAAUUGUUAAUUCUUUUUUAGAUGACGGUUCACAAAAUACUGCAUUUAUUUCUUUUAAUCAUGAUAAUAUUAGUCAAUAUUGUGUUGACAAUUAUGAUAAAUUCUUUCCUGGCAGAUUUAUUUUUCCAGCUAUCUUAAUUGGAUAUUUACUUAGCACCAAUUCUAUUACUACAAAAUUAUCGUUUGUAAUUUGUAGUAUAUCUGUUUCCAGAUUAUUAGAACAUUUUGGUGACGAUCAACCUGAAAAAAUUAACACACUGGCCUCUUUUUAUAUGAAUUAUGGCUUAAAUAUGUGCGUGGGAGAUAUUAUACGAAGCAAAACAAAAAAGAUCUUAAAGGAUCUUAUAAAAAUUUUGAUAGUAAUAGCCGAUCGAGUUGAAUUUAAAACUGCAAAGAAAAUAAAUUAUAUAAAAAAAUCAGUGGAAAAACAGUUAGAAAUAUUCAGAGGAAAAUCUAAAGAUAUUGAAAAUUUAUCCAAAAUACACGAAAGUAUAAACAAUGUAAUAUGUACAUUAAAUAGUCAGAUGAAAAAAUUGGAGAAUGAUGCAAAAAAACAUAUAAAUUUUGGAAAAAAUGAAGCGAAUAAUAAUAAUGAUGAUAAAAAAUAUGAUCAAGAAUUUUUUAAAUUUAUAAAAAUGGACCAGGAGGAAGUGGUAAUAGAUGAAAUUGAUAUAGAAGCAAACAG